GCCAGUUCAUAGUUAGUUAGUGUAGUGCGUGACAUCACGGGUCAUAAGGUCAUUUGUGAUAAACAAAGCCUAGCUUUGCGGUCGCGACACAUGUUUUCAUUAAAAUUGCACAGCAGCAAACGAACAAAGCUUACACACAAAUCUAUUGAAUUUUACGUAUAUUGUUGCUUUUAAUCGGAACACAAUGAGUGACGAUGAAGAAGUAACAAUCGAUGAUAUAAAGCUAUGGAAUGUUCAAGCUUUAAAGGAUUUCCUUCGAAGCAGAAAGUUGAAAGUUUCAGGCCGAAAAGAUGAGCUUGUUGCCUUGGUGUAUGCGGCGAAGUUGAUGCCAGCGUUGGUACCGGCGCCCAGCUCCCCAGCUACGAAGGCAGCUACAAAACUAAAAGGCUAUCAAGACCUUUUGAAAACCCCAGACAAUGGAGUUUUACCCGACCCACAAGAUUUGACUGAUUGGGAGUCCGAGGCAAGUUCCGUCAGUAAAUGGCCGCCGACAAUGGCGAUCGACAUCGGCAACUAUAUUAGCAACAUAGACGAUGUGUCGCUCGGCAAACGCCUGAUGUCGGACUACAAAGAACAGAAAGCCUACAGCUACUUCGCUUCAGGCUGGAUGAAGGACAUUGAAUACCAUGGCAUUGAACAAAAUAAUAAAUAUUGUUUCCUUAGAUCAAAAUGUGUCCCAUCCCAACGAGUUAAAGACGUUCCAUGGAGUGUGUGGAUCGCUAUAGAAAAAGUUUCUGGCCAUAUACAUAGUGCAUUUUGUACAUGUUUUGCAGGAUAUAGCACGACCUGUAACCAUGUUGCUGCCUUGCUGUUCAAGGUGGACUUUGCUUGGCGAAAUGGAAUCACGAAUCCUGCCUGUACAUCAAGAGAAUGUGUAUGGUCUGCGUUUGCUGGCAAAAAUAAUGUGGAACCCAGGAGGAUAGCAGACUUAACAUAGAGCCAACCGAAAUUCUUUAAGCAAGGUGAAGUUGACUCAAGCGAAGGGAUAAACCCCAAGUUACGCAAGCUCUUUUCGCCACUCGGAUACAGGUCGAUGCAGCCUACGUCGUCAACUUCUUCACUUGUUAAAGUGUUCUACUCAGAGUUUAAGGAUGCCUGUGCCUUUCAAUAUGCCAACAUCCCAGAUGAAAUGCCCAGUGCCCAAGAUCCAUCUGCCGAGUGCAAUGUAGAGCACUACGAAGAUGUAGUGGCGUUGGACAUUCCCCAACCAUUACCAACACUUGCACAGGAAGCCUCAUCACCUAGCGAGUUUGUAGCGAACUUACCAGAAUACACGAACAAUGAUGUCAAAUUCAUAGAGGAAGC
Anneissia japonica is the source of this 1305-nucleotide messenger RNA. RefSeq lists its product as uncharacterized. Gene Ontology annotation, molecular function: zinc ion binding. The transcript has 3 exons. Bases 185 to 937 code for a protein of 250 amino acids. The record is from RefSeq and is a predicted model, not a curated record. NCBI's taxonomy places the organism in Eukaryota, Metazoa, Echinodermata, Crinoidea, Comatulida, Comatulidae.